This is a messenger RNA of Sipha flava (yellow sugarcane aphid), 2148 nucleotides long. RefSeq lists its product as uncharacterized. The transcript is spliced from 10 exons. The record is from RefSeq and is a predicted model, not a curated record. Lineage: Eukaryota; Metazoa; Arthropoda; Insecta; Hemiptera; Aphididae. The coding region runs from base 557 to 2074 and encodes 505 amino acids.
UCGCUCAACACACACAAUAGUGUAACGUCGAGGAUACGCUUGUUGAUGUUGCGAAACCGCAAACGCGGUUCUCGCUCUCCGUUCGACACACCUGUCGGCGCGGCGGCGGCGAGUCGUCCCUGAACCGUUUCGCGCGACCACUUCCACAGCUAGUACGAACCGUAGUUCCCAGACGCUCGGAAAACCGUUCCGCCUGGUCGCCAUCUCCCUCCACGCGUAUACGUUCUUAUCGCCAAUCCGGUCGAUACGUACGCGGCGCUCCGUUGCACGAAACGUUCCGCCGGCCGAAUACCUCACCCUUGUAAUCAAUUCCGUGCGAGCCCCUCCCCCUCGACGAUACCUAUUGACUGAUACCAUGCGUGCAAAUCUCGAUCCUGUAGAUCGCGGAGACGUCGGCGGACCCGUAUCAUCGGUUUACGUUUAACGCCCCGUUCUCGUUUUUUUCCCCUUCGCAUUCAAUAUCACCGCGUCCCGGCAAAAUGUGCAUCGCAGUUGCCCCUUCGUUACCCGUCGCUCGUCAGUAGUAUGCAUCGCGUCGGCACCAGGAUAAUGUUUUAUGAUAAUCUACGUAAUGAUGAAUACAAAGAAUGCAAAUUCUAUAAAUUGUAAUAAUUCUCAAAAUGAAAAUAAAGAACGUCAAAAUAGUGAUAAAAAUACUGUGAAGAAAAUUCCAAGAAUGGAUUUAAAUAAGUCUGAUUUAUUAAAGCUGUUGAGCUAUUUAGAGGGUGAACUUCAAGCAAGAGAUGUUGUUAUUGCAACUUUAAAGUGUGAAAAAGUCAAAUCUAUGCUAAAAAACAGAGGAAGUGACCAUAUCAUAAAAGAUCCAUUAGCAGCCCUACAAAGAGAUUGUUUUGCAACAUUUGAGACAAAUAAUGAUAGUCUUUCAUAUCAACAAUUAGGAUCCCUUGAAAAUCUUGUUUUACAGCAAAGAAGAACUCAUUUAAGGAUAGCUAAUGUUUUAAAAGAUAACCAAAUAAUGCAUCGAAAGAUAUUAGAUCUAGAGCGGUUAAAAAAACAACAACUUCAAUAUGAAUAUAAGAAAUUGCAUAAUACUUAUGAAGAAGAACGAUUAAAACAUAAACAAAUUGUGUUUUUUCUACUAGCAGAAAGAAAAAAAAUUGUUAUGAAGUAUAUUGAAGAAAGAAAACGUUCAGAAGAUCUUGGUCAAAUAUUAAGUGAAGAAAAAAGUAAAAUUAAUUUAAUGGCUGAAGGAUUAGAAGAAGAAAGUAAAAAAUCACUUCAAAUGGAAGCAGAAUUGGAAAAACAAUUGGCCUUAUUUGAUACUGAAACCAAAAGAAUGAUGGCAGCUCUUAGCUCAGAAGAAAAAAAAACAAAAUCUCUAGAAGCAGAAUUAGUCAAAUGUCAAAGUGAAAUUGCUUCAUUAGAAAAAGAAUUGAGCGAAGCACUUCAUAAUAAUGUAGUGGAGCUAUCCAAUAGAUCUUCUGCUGGUAGAAUAAUGUCUUCUCCUAGUGAUCCAAUAAUGAGUAGUGUUGCAAAAGUGGUUCAGCCUACAGCAACUGCAUCUAGUGUUCGAGUUUCUGGGCCAAUGACUGGAAUUGCUCGAUCAGUAAAUCCUGGUCAAAAUUUACGUAAUAUAAAACCAGUAAAUAGUCAAAUUAAUGAUACACAGGUGGAUAAACUUCAAGAGGAUGACGAUUGUACUACACCUUUAGAUACUAUUAAAAAGCAUCCAAUUGCGUUUGUUCGUAGUAUGCAAUCAACAGAGUGUAGUUCAUCCAGUGGUAUUAAAAAAGCAUUGUUUGGUAUUCAACGUAACAUGUCUGUUCCCAAUGUAGCAGAAAGCAAUGUUCCAGGAUUAAUUAAGAAACAAUCUACGCUUAGUAGUAGCUGUCGCGGUACACCACCUCCUGUUCCUCCAAACAAACCUAUCAUACCACCAAAAAAGAAUCUUGUAAAUUUUAUUAAACAAAUAUCAGUUACUGAUAAUGCUGUUGCUACGACUGCUGCUGCUACUGCUGAUAAAGAACAAAAAGACUCUCUACUCAGACACAAUAAUUAUUUAUCUAACGAUAUUGCUGCAGUUGAUAAACAAGAAGAAACGGUAGAAAAUUAGAACUUUGCAAUUAGUAACAUAAUAAUUUAAAAUAAUUAAAUCAUAUAAAAAUUAUAUUUUUUUAUAAUUAUUCU